AUUGACGUCAGUUAAUCGCUGCGUUUUAAAGACGCUGCGCUCUUGCAUCUUAAACUAUAAAACUCCCUCUCGCACUUUCCCUCCUCCUCUGUCCUGUCUUCACUUUCUCUCUCUUCAACACUCAACUCUCCAGUACCAUUGCACCACUUCCAGAAAAAAUUAGGGUUUUAAUUCUUAAUCAUUUCAACGAUCUUCAUCGAAUUUCGAAUCCCUAAUUAAUAAUUUAUGGGGAUGAUUAAUCUGGAAGUACGAUGUCCGAAGAAUGUUACCGUAAUUUCAAUCGAUCCUAACCCUAGCUGGAACUUCAACAAUCUUAUGUCGGAAUUGAGUUCAUUAGAGUCUAAGCUUUACAAUAAUGGCACUGAUUCUUCGUUAAACCCUAAACCUUUCAUCAAAUCACCAGCUCGCGAUUUUCGCAAGAUUGGAAGAAGAGAAAAUAAUGUGGAGAAAUCGAAGGCAUUCGUAAUGCGAAUAGACGAUGUCGAGAUGAAUGAAUUCGAUGAUGAUGGAACUGAAGCUGGAAGCUUGGUACCAUCCAGUCGAUUUACGUUUACUGAUAUGUAUCUCGGUGAAAGUGACGAUUCAGACAACGAACAAAUGCACCAAAUGCAAGUUCCUUGAGGUGACGCAUGAACACCAGCUCGGCGUUAAGGAGGAAAUCAGGAACCAAUUAGCAGCAUUGGAGACGCAGUUGGUGGCUGAAAAGGAGAAAUCUACAUCAGCCCUUGUUCAAGUUGAGAAAAACAUUGACGUUAGACGGCAAAUGGACAGAAAACUGGAUUUGCAUUACCAACGCAAGAUUGCUGAAGCUCUUGAUGAUCAUUUGACAGCCAUUCAAAGGGAUCAUGAGCACAGAUCACAGUUAGAAGAAAGAAAAAUAAGAGAUGAUGCUGCUGUUGAAGAAGCCAAAAGAAAAGAGAAGGCUUUACAAGAAGAAAAGUUGCGCCAACAGAAGGCCAAGGAAGAUCAAGAGGUGCAGGCUAGACUUGAGGCUGCUAAAAGAGCUGAAGAGGAAAGAAAAGCUGCACAAGAAGCUGAAAAGUUGGCUAAAGAAGCUGCAGAUAAACUGAAAGAGGAAAAUUCGAGGAAGGAUUAUGUUAAUGCACAAAAGGCUGCAUCAACCACAUCUGCUGCAAAUGUUUCUAAGGAAAUGAAGUCAUCAGGUAAUUUAGUUAGGGCUGCAGUAAAUGCUUUGAAGCUUGAGGAGCGAAGGCUACAGAUUUACAAAGAAUUAAAUGAUAGGAACCAGUUAAUCAUCUCUGGUUCUCAUGCGAACUUCGUCCCCAAAGAACGGGAUAUUAAAAGGACAAUAAGACAAAUAACUGGGACAAUAGACAACGUAAGAUCCAAAGCAAAUAAAUUGGUGGAGAUUCUCAACGACCCAGUUUGUCCUCAGUCUGUUGCUGUGGCGAUGUUUGCGAAGGAGGUCAUCUCUAUUUUUGAAACAACAAGCCCAAAGUUCAACAGCUCUGCUUUUGCAUGUGGUCAUGUUAUUGUCUAUGUUAGUUCACAGGUCCCAGCUGUCAUGGAUUGUCUGCUUGCUGAGUUUCACAAGGCUUGUAUUUACACUGUUCCGAAGCAUAAAAUGUACUCUAAGGCUGCAUUUGAAACGGAAGAAUCUUAUUACAAAGCCAUUGGCUAUCGAGAAGAAAAUGGGAAGACAGAGACAACAGAUAGCUAUCUGGAUCGGAUCGAAUCUCUGAUGAAACUAUAUGGGGCUCUAGUUCAGACGGUUACUCAAGGUGUUCAGAACAAGCAUGGCUUGGAAGAAGGUUGGGCUUGGCUUGCACGGUUCUUAAAUGUUCUCCCACCUAAUCGAUACACUGCUGUUGCUCUUGAGGCUUUUCUAGAAAUGGCAGGGUUUGCUCUCCAUAGAAAAUACAAGUCCCAGUUUAUAAAGGUACUAAAUUCCAUUUCAAGGGAGUUUGUGCCUAAACUGAGAGCUCGAGACCCUAAUGCUGGUUCAAAGAUAAGUAGGAUUCAGGAAUACAUAGAAUCACAGAAGUUUCUACAGGAGCCAACAGGAUGGCGUCUUCAGGGUGCUUUGCUGUUGCAUACUUCUGUUCCAGAAGCAGAUCGAAGACAAGAGCAAUAUCACCAUGCUCCAAACAGACACUUUACCUAUCAUAGGUAGCUUCUAAUGGUAUAGCAGUUGCUUUGAAAUAAUAGUGUAUUAUAGAAGGCAAUAAUGGUACGUCUAGUGGUCUCAAUUUUUUGUAUUUGCAUUCUAUGUUGGAUGUGGUAGAUUGGGUUGUAAAACUCUGUACUUAGAUGUCUUAGAAGUACCCCUUUUUUAGUGAAAGAAAUGUCCCAUUAAAUUAUAUAGGUCUUCUAUGAUUGACUCUUCAUACAUGUAGUUCUCAUAUUAAAAUGUUGAAAAUUAAACACACUUCAUCUACAAACAAAAGUUUAUAUGCUUUUUGUAUACAUGUUGGGUGAAUAAAUAGUAAGAAAAUUGUGUUCAGUUGAUGGAGGUGAAAAAAAAAAACUCCUUGA
Chenopodium quinoa (quinoa) is the source of this 2496-nucleotide messenger RNA. RefSeq names its product protein GLE1-like. Gene Ontology annotation, biological process: regulation of translational initiation; regulation of translational termination; poly(A)+ mRNA export from nucleus. The coding region runs from base 491 to 2134 and encodes 547 amino acids. Gene Ontology annotation, molecular function: phospholipid binding; inositol hexakisphosphate binding; translation initiation factor binding. The record is from RefSeq and is a predicted model, not a curated record. The transcript has 15 exons. Lineage: Eukaryota; Viridiplantae; Streptophyta; Magnoliopsida; Caryophyllales; Amaranthaceae. Gene Ontology annotation, cellular component: nuclear pore cytoplasmic filaments; cytoplasm; nuclear pore.